UGUCUACAAAGGAAUUUACAGUUGUUUUUCUCAGAAUCCAAACAAAAAAACUUCCCAUUUCUAUAUAUAUAUAGGUGUAGAUACAACUGUAUAAUUGGAACAUUCAUUGCUUAUAUACACCACCAACCUUGAUUCUUUCCCUCAUUCAUUUUCAAGCCCAAUUCUUUUUUUCUUUCCAAAUCCUUGUUUUUUGUUAAUUAAAAUGUUUAGCAAUACAAGAACAAACCAAUUCCUUCCAGUCUCCAAUCCCGAUGACUCCUCCAAGGCUCCACUUUUGAAUGGAUCCCAUCCCGUUGGAGACGAGCCCAUCCGCCGGUUACCCAGGAAGGAACUCCUGGUGGUCGUUUCUGGGUUUUUGAUGUUUGCUCUGUUUGUGGCAUUAAUUGUUGCAAAUGUUGGAUCAAACGAAAAUCAUGUUCAGAACAAUGCAAAUGAAAAAGGGUUUAUUUUGUCGUCUUCAACGACGGAGAAAACGACGCCGACUGAGACCCUGAGGCCGCCAACGUCGUCGCGUGGCGUGUCGGCCGGUGUGUCCGAGAAGGCGAACCAGAUUUUGGGCGGAGAAUCGUAUCGGUGGGACAAUAACGUGUUGUCUUGGCAAAGAACAGCUUUUCAUUUUCAACCCGAGAAGAACUGGAUGAACGAUCCCAACGGUCCAUUGUUCUACAAGGGAUGGUACCAUUUCUUCUACCAGUAUAACCCAAAUGGUGCCAUGUGGGGUGACAUAGUUUGGGGCCAUGCAGUAUCCAAGGACUUAAUCCAUUGGUUUCACCUUCCAUUGGCAAUGGUUGCAGAUCGAUGGUACGACUCGAAUGGUGUCUGGACUGGAUCUGCCACAAUCCUCCCUGAUGGCCAAAUCAUUAUGUUAUACACAGGAUCCACCAAUGAGUCUGUUCAGGUGCAAAAUCUCGCGUAUCCUAAAGACCCCUCCGAUCCUCUCCUUGUCAAUUGGGUCAAAUACGAGGGCAAUCCAGUCCUAGUACCACCGCCAGGCAUCGAUGUCAAGGACUUCCGGGACCCCACAACUGCCUGGUAUACAUCGGAAGGGAAGUGGCGUAUGAUUUUGGGGUCUAAGAUUAACAAAACUGGCAUAUCCUUGGUCUAUGAAACAGAGGAUUUUAAGAGUUACAAGCAGCUGGAUAAGGUACUCCAUGGCGUCCCUAACACUGGGAUGUGGGAGUGUGUGGACUUCUAUCCUGUUUCUUUAACAGGUGAAAAUGGAUUAGACACAUCAGCUAAUGGACUUGGAGUGAAGCAUGUGUUGAAGACUAGCCUCGACGAUGAUAAGAACGAUUACUAUGCACUCGGAACUUAUGAUGAAAAGGCUGUUACAUGGGUUCCAGAUGAUCCCAGAAUUGAUGUUGGCAUCGGAAUUAGGUACGAUUAUGGUAUAUUCUAUGCAUCCAAGACAUUUUAUGAUCCAAACAAGAAGAGGAGAGUCUUGUGGGGUUGGAUUAAGGAGUCGGACAGCGAAGCUGCUGAUGUGCAGAAGGGAUGGGCGUCUCUUCAGGGUGUUCCAAGGACAGUGGUGUUUGACAAGAAAACCGGAACCAAUCUUCUUCAAUGGCCAGUGGAAGAGGUAGACAGUUUGAGAUUGAGCAGCAAAGAGUUUAACAGAGUGGAGGUCACAGCAGGGUCAGUUGUGCCAUUACCAGUCAGCAUGGCCUCACAGUUGGAUAUCGUUGCCGAAUUUGAGUUAGACAAGAAGGAUUUGGAGAGAGCAGCUGAAUCCAAUAUAGAGUUCAGCUGCAGCGCUAGCAGUGGAUCGGCUGAACGUGGUGCACUUGGACCAUUUGGUCUUUUGAUUCUUGCAGAUGAAAGCCUCAUGGAGCAGACUCCAGUCUACUUCUACGUCGCCAAAGGAACCAAUGGCACCCUCCGGACUUUCUUCUGCACAGACCAGUCAAGGUCUUCAAAGGCCACUGAUGUCAAUAAGGAAAUCUUUGGCAACUAUGUUCCAGUUUUGGAAGGUGAAAAAUUAUCUUUGAGGAUAUUGGUUGAUCAUUCAAUAGUAGAAGGAUUUGCUCAAGGUGGGAGAACAUGCAUAACAUCCAGGGUUUAUCCAACAAGGGCAAUCUAUGGUGAUGCUAGACUGUUCUUAUUCAAUAAUGCAACAGAGACCAAAGUUACCACCUCACUCAAGAUUUGGGAAAUGAGUUCUGUGCCCAUGAAACCUUAUAUGAGUAACCAUUUGUAGGAAAUGCAAAGAGAAGUGAAAAUUAGUUCUAAGUUGUUGUAGAAUUGUAUAAUGAGUUGCUUUCAUUGCUUUGAUUGGUGUUGUAUAAUUCAUGUAACUUUAUUAUUCUUUAGGCUCUGUUGUGCAAAGAAUUUGAUUACUUGAUUUAAUUCAUCAACUGUCCAAAUAUCUGCUGCUA
Tripterygium wilfordii is the source of this 2375-nucleotide messenger RNA. Its product is annotated as acid beta-fructofuranosidase. Gene Ontology annotation, biological process: carbohydrate metabolic process. The transcript is spliced from 6 exons. The record is from RefSeq and is a predicted model, not a curated record. Gene Ontology annotation, molecular function: beta-fructofuranosidase activity. The coding region runs from base 203 to 2197 and encodes 664 amino acids. Lineage: Eukaryota; Viridiplantae; Streptophyta; Magnoliopsida; Celastrales; Celastraceae.